AUAAUCUAUCCUUUGUGCAAGCAAAGCUACAUGAUCACUUGACUGCCAUGUUAUAGUGAUCAAUCCAGACGCCGUUAUCCUGCGAUUAUAAAUACCAGCCAAGGCUUGAGCCGGGUCUUUGUGAUCGAGCGAGUAUAUGCUUGUAGCUAGUCUCGGCCGAGAGCAGAAAAGAAUUAGUGACUGGUGAUCUAGAUCAAUGGAGUGCGGUCAUGGGAUCUGGCUCCAAGUGCUGCCGCUGUUGCAAGUGCUGGCGAGCCGAGAGCGCAAUCAAGAUUUGUUUCAUGUCAUGCUCCAGCUCGCUGCCGGCAUGGUAAGAUCGUCACGGAUGCUAUUACUGACGAUCCUCCUGCUCUGCUUGCUGGCCUUGUCAGCCAAGGUGUGGUGCAACAGGCUCCCUGGCUGCAAGAGAUCAUGGAGCAGCACCAUUCCGGGGCCGGCAGGAAUGCCCGUGGUGGGCAACCUGGUGGAAUUCGGCCGUGCCGCGGGGCAGCCACACAGAUGGCUGGCGGAGCUGGCUGCAGCCUUGAAUCCCAGCGCGGGGCUCAUGGCCUUGCAGCUGGGGAGCACCAGGCUGGUGGUGGCCAGCAAGCCCGAGGCGGCGCGAGAGAUACUGAGCAGUCCCUGCUUUGGCGAUCGGCCUAUCAAGCAGUCGGCUCAGGAGCUCAUGUUUGGGCGGGCCAUCGGAUUCGCGCCGCAGGGCGAACACUGGAGGCGGCUGCGAAGGAUUGCCGCGCACAGCCUCUUCUCGCCCAGGCGAAUGGCGGCGCAGGAGCACAUACGGCUCCAGGAGAGCGAGGCGAUGCUGGGGGCGAUCCGCCGGCAGGGGCAGCAGGAUCCGCUGCCUCUCCGCUGCAUCCUGCAGCAAACGUCCGUGAGGACGAUGAUGAGGAGCGUGUUUGGGUGGCGGUCGUCCAACAAAGAACAAGAGGAGGAGCUGGUCAGCAUGGUUCGCGAAGGCUUUGACCUUCUCGGGGCCGUGAAUUGGGCGGAUCACAUCCCGUUGCUCAAGCACCUGGACGCGCAGGCCAUUCAGCGGCGCUCCCGAGUUCUCGCUGCUCGAGUGUCGGCGUUUGUCGGCGGCAUCAUCAGGCAGCACAGGCUGGCAGCAGCCACGGGCAACGCGGGAAUGCGGAGCGACGACUUUGUGGAUGUUCUACUCGCUCUUCAAGGGGAAGACGAGCUCCAGGACGACGACAUUGUUGCGGUGUUGUGGGAGAUGAUCUUCAGGGGGACGGACACCACUGCCAUCCUGACCGAAUGGGUGCUAGCCGAGCUCGUUGUGCAUCCAGACAUCCAGCGCAAGCUCCACCUUGAAUUGGAUGCUACUCUUGGCGCCGAGGACGUAAGGGACGACCAUGUUCACAGGUUGACUUACUUGCAAGCAGUGGUCAAGGAGACGCUGAGGCUUCACCCCCCAGGCCCCUUGUUGUCGUGGUCUCGCCUCUGUACGCAAGACACCACCAUCGCCGGCGGCCAUCAUGUUCCCAAAGGUACCAACGCCAUGGUGAACAUGUGGGCCAUAACGCAUGACUCCACCAUCUGGACUCAGCCCCACCGCUUCUUGCCCGAGAGGUUCAUGGCCGGAGCCGGCGGAGCCGACAUGGAUGUCAAAGGGAGCGAUCUCCGCCUAGCGCCAUUCGGUUCUGGGCGGCGUGUUUGUCCCGGACGAGCACUUGGCCUCGCCACUGUGCACCUGUGGGUUGCCCGGCUGCUGCAGAAGUUCGAGUGGCUGGCUUGCACCGACCAUCCCGUGGAGCUACAGGAAGUCCUCAAGCUCUCCGCUGAGAUGGCCAAGCCUUUGAGAGCAUGCCCGGUCCCCAGGCGUCCAAUGUAAGCAUGUUUGAAAAAGAUGGAGGACUAUAGCUACCUAGAUUCCUCUUGUACAAACUAUGAAGCUGCCAAUAAAGGUAGAUAGAUGAGUCACACAAGUUAUGCAUGUUUCGGAAGUCGGUGUCGUCUAGAGCUGAA
Messenger RNA from Selaginella moellendorffii, 1968 nucleotides. RefSeq names its product cytochrome P450 78A4. The coding region runs from base 197 to 1834 and encodes 545 amino acids. The transcript is spliced from 2 exons. The record is from RefSeq and is a predicted model, not a curated record. Lineage: Eukaryota; Viridiplantae; Streptophyta; Lycopodiopsida; Selaginellales; Selaginellaceae. Gene Ontology annotation, molecular function: monooxygenase activity; heme binding; oxidoreductase activity, acting on paired donors, with incorporation or reduction of molecular oxygen.